Molecule: messenger RNA, 2853 nt
Organism: Lonchura striata (white-rumped munia)
Lineage: Eukaryota; Metazoa; Chordata; Aves; Passeriformes; Estrildidae
Gene: ITGB3
Product: integrin subunit beta 3
Biological process (GO): integrin-mediated signaling pathway; platelet aggregation; cell adhesion mediated by integrin
Cellular component (GO): cell surface; focal adhesion; synapse
Molecular function (GO): zinc ion binding; fibronectin binding; fibrinogen binding
Source: RefSeq, a predicted model, not a curated record
UUAAGCCGAGAGAGCGAAAACCUCAUAAAGAGCUGGCGGCAGAGCGGGCGGGGACACUACGGACUCCGAAGUGACGAGGCAGCAGUUUCCUCCAGCCGCCCCACUCGCCGUGUGUGUCAUUCACCCAGCCCUGUGAUUCACCCCCUCAGCCGCUAAAAACCUCCAGCUACUCCAGAGCCGCUGCCCAUCACUCAUGGAGGGGCUGGUCCAAGCCGUCCCCCCACUCCGGGGUUCAGACAAGAUGGAUCAACUUUCCGUGACACUCGGGAUCCUGCUGCUCUGCGCUACUGGCAGCUGGGGGGACAACAUCUGCACCACCCGUGGGGUGAACUCUUGCAAGCAGUGCCUGGCUGUCAGUCCCCUCUGUGCCUGGUGCUCUGCUGAGGUCUGGGCACACUCAGCCCCUCGCUGUGACCUUCAUGCCAACCUCCUGCACAAUGGCUGCGGGCAGGACCACAUCGAGUUCCCCAGCAGCAGUGUCACCAUCCUGGAGGACCGGCCCCUCAGCAACAAGGGCUCAGGGGGGUCCACCACCACCCAGAUGAGCCCCCAGAGAAUACAGCUGAACCUGCGGCCAGAUGACUCCCAGGUCUUUCAUGUCCAAGUGCGUCAAGUGGAAGAUUACCCUGUGGACAUCUACUACCUCAUGGACCUGUCUAACUCAAUGAAGGAUGAUCUGAGGAACAUCCAGAACCUGGGCACAAAACUGGCCAGUGAGAUGCGUAAGCUCACUAGCAACCUACGCAUCGGCUUCGGGGCCUUUGUGGACAAACCCAUUUCCCCAUACAUGUACAUAUCUCCUCCAGAAGCCAUCAAGAACCCUUGCUAUGAGAUUGGGGAAACCUGCCUGCCCAUGUUUGGGUACAAACACGUCUUGUCGCUCACGGAUGAGGUGACUCGCUUCAACGAGGAGGUGCGGAAGCAGAGUGUCUCCCGGAACCGUGAUGCACCUGAGGGCGGCUUUGAUGCCAUCAUCCAGGCCACUGUGUGCGAUGAAAAAAUUGGCUGGAGGAAUGAUGCUUCCCAUCUGCUUGUCUUCACCACGGAUGCGAAGACCCACAUAGCACUGGACGGGCGGCUGGCUGGCAUCAUGCAGCCCAAUGAUGCCCAGUGCCACAUCGACAAGGAUAAUUUCUACUCUGCCACCACCACACUGGACUAUCCCUCUCUGGGCCUGAUGACUGAGAAACUCUCACAGAAGAAUAUCAACUUGAUCUUUGCUGUCACAGAUACGGUUGUUGGCCUCUACCAGAACUACAGCGAGCUGAUCCCAGGCACAACCGUGGGCACCUUGUCCAGAGAUUCCAGCAACGUCCUGCAGCUCAUAGUAGAUUCCUAUGGGAAAAUCCGCUCCAAAGUGGAGCUGGAGGUGCGUGACCUCCCUGAAGAGCUGUCCCUGACCUUCAAUGCCACCUGCCUCAACAACGAGGUCAUCCUUGGGCUCAAGUCUUGCAUGGGGCUCAAGAUCGGGGACACGGUGAGCUUCAGCAUCGAGGCCAAAGUGCGGGGCUGCCCCCAGGAGCAGCAAAAAUCCUUCACCAUCAAACCUGUGGGCUUCAAGGACAACCUGACGGUGGUGGUGAACUUUGACUGUGAGUGCUCCUGUGAGAGCCACGCCGAGGCCAACAGCCCGUCCUGUAGCCAUGGCAAUGGCACACUGGAGUGCGGCGUGUGCCGCUGCAACCCGGGGCGCCUGGGCUCACACUGCGAGUGCUCGGAGGAGGAGUACAACCCCUCACAGCAGGACAACUGCAGCCCCCGGCCAGACCAGCCCCUGUGCAGCCAGCGUGGCGAGUGCAUCUGCGGGCAGUGUGUGUGCCACAGCAGCGACUUUGGGAAGGUGACGGGCAAGUACUGUGAGUGUGACGACUUUUCCUGUGUUCGCUUCAAGGGCCAGAUGUGCUCAGGCCACGGGCAGUGCAGCUGUGGGGAUUGUCUGUGCAACUCAGACUGGACAGGAGACUACUGCAACUGCACCACGCGCACUGACACCUGCAUGUCCAGCAAUGGGCUGGUGUGCAGCGGCCAUGGCUCCUGUGUGUGCGGCCGUUGCGAGUGCACCCAACCCGGCUCCUACGGAGACACCUGCGAGAAGUGCCCCACCUGCCCGGAUGCCUGCACCAUCAAAAAGGAUUGUGUGGAGUGCAAGAAGUUUGAGCGGGGAAAGCUAAUGGAGCAGCAGUCCUGCAGCCGCAUGUGCCGUGAUGAGAUUGAGACAGUGCAGGAACUGGGUGACAGGGGCAAGAAUGCCGUGAACUGCACCUAUAAGGAUGAGAAUGACUGUGUGAUGAGGUUCCAGUACUACGAGGACUCCAGUGGCAAUUCCAUCCUCUAUGUCAUCGAGGAGCCUGACUGUCCAAAGGGGCCAGACAUCCUGGUGGUCCUGCUCUCAGUGACAGGUGCCAUCCUGCUCAUUGGCCUCACUGCCCUGCUCAUAUGGAAGCUCCUCAUCACCAUCCAUGACCGCCGUGAGUUCGCCCAUUUCGAGGAAGAGAAGGCCAGGGCCAAGUGGGACACGACCCAUAACCCUUUAUAUAAAGAAGCCACAUCUACCUUCACCAACAUUACAUACCGUGGGAACAUGUAAGGACUGCAACAUCCAGCACUGGCCAUGGGAUCAGCUGGUGAUCCGUGGGAUCUCCUGGAACCCAGUUUAUAGAAGAGCUUGUUUGUGUCUGCCUGUGUGAAUGACUGCAUGUGAUUUAACAAGUCCCUGACUGCCUCCAACCCAUAUUGUCUGUCACCCCACUGUAACUGCAGGGAUGUGCUUUCCAUGGCAAACCUCGGUCCUUACCUCAGCGGGUUGCUUGCAAAGCCACCAGCCCCCCAUACACUGAGCACAGAGAAAUGGGA